AUGGCUGAGUAUGAGGCAUGUAUCCUGGGCAUCAAAGCUGCCAUUGAUAUGAAAAUUCAGUUCCUGGACGUAUAUGGAGAUUCAGCCCUGGUAGUGAGUCAGAUUAAAGGAGAUUGGGAUACCAAGCAUGAAAAUCUUAUUCCCUACAGAGAGCAUGUGCUGUCUUUGAUCCCACAUUUUGAAGAGAUUACCUUUGGACACAUUCCACGAGGAGAGAAUCAGUUGGCAGAUGCAUUAGCCACCAUGGCAUCUAUGUUUGAGAUUAGUUGGGAUGAUGAAGCUCCCAAGAUUACUAUCGAUAGAUUUGAGAAGCCUGCAUACUGCAAUGAGAUUGAUACUGAAGGAGGAGAGGAAAAGCCUUGGUUCUAUGAAGUAAAAAGAUAUCUUGAAACUCAGGAGUUCCCUGAAGGGGCAUCUGUCAAAGAUAAGAAGUUUCUGAGGAGGUUUUCUGCUAAGUUCUUCUUGAGUAAUGGAAUUUUGUAA
Molecule: messenger RNA, 483 nt
Organism: Lathyrus oleraceus (garden pea)
Lineage: Eukaryota; Viridiplantae; Streptophyta; Magnoliopsida; Fabales; Fabaceae
Exons: 2
Coding region: 1-483 (160 amino acids)
Molecular function (GO): RNA-DNA hybrid ribonuclease activity; nucleic acid binding
Source: RefSeq, a predicted model, not a curated record